GUACUUUGCAAGAAGGAGGUUGUGUUCAACGACACAAGCUCAUGGUCGAUGGCGCUCUCGAUUGUGCUGUGCUAUUCCAUGACCAUUUUGGCGAAGAAAGCUGGCGGCAACUAUGCAAAAGGUCUGAGGGCUCAGAGCUUCUCUUCUGUGCCUUUGUCUCUUGGAGCUCCGAUGAUGACAUGGAAAAGGCUGCCACAAAAGAAGUUCUCAAACAAGUGACCGAGUUCGGUCAGAAGGUAUUUGAGGGCACCAAGGUGGUUGUGGUUGCCGUGCCGUCUCUGGCUUUCAAAUCCUUGGCCAACCUCUUCAACUUUGAUGUGAUUGGGACGCAAGACCAAGAGGAAGAGAUCAAGAUGGGAGCUGAUCACACCAACUUCGAAGGGAGGGAUGAGAACAAGGGAGAUCAGGCCAAGGGAGAAGGAGAGAAGCCUGCCGCAAAAGGGAAGGAGAAAUCCAAGGCCAAGCCCAAGCCAGAGGAGCCAGAAGAGCCAGAACCCAGCGCUGAAGACACGGACACGGAUGAGGAGGAGGAAGCUGCCCCUCAGCUGACUGUGAAGGCCAACCAGAACACGAAGAAUGUCAGUGCGGUUGUUGCUGUCAAGUGCUGGAAUCACAAAGUCAUUGCAAAGAAUCCUGUGCUGAAUGACGUGGCACAUGCUCAGAUGUCUGCGCUCAUUGGCAUUGACUUUGUGUGCCUGGCAGUCAAGCCGGAGGGCCAACUAGGGCUAUCUCUGCACGCUGGCACCUGCGUUGCUGGCGGGAUGCCCUUUGCAAGUGGGCGGACCUGGCAGGACUGCAGCCAGAGAAAGAACGGCCAGGACGUGGUGGUACAGGGCGCGGCGGCAGCAUUGGCAGCAGCCACUGCUUAUGCCGCUUCCAAAGCAGCCUAUUUGAACACUGCCCACCUUUGCAGCCAGCAAGGCGUGCAAUUUGUUCCCUUGGUGGCGGAGUCCACUGGUGCGUGGGAGCGGGCCGCCAGCCAACUCCUGCUACAGAUCGCUUGCAGUGCCGCUGCUCGGACUGGGGAUGACUCGGCCACUUUGCACAGCGACCUGCUGCAGGAGUUGUCUGUGAUCAUUCGCAGCCAUCGGGCCCGCGCAGUCCUUCGUCGACGCGCUGAGCUUGUUGGCUGA
Durusdinium trenchii is the source of this 1133-nucleotide messenger RNA. NCBI's taxonomy places the organism in Eukaryota, Dinophyceae, Suessiales, Symbiodiniaceae. The record is from the annotation of a GenBank genome assembly.